Molecule: messenger RNA, 1809 nt
Organism: Pieris macdunnoughi
Lineage: Eukaryota; Metazoa; Arthropoda; Insecta; Lepidoptera; Pieridae
Source: the annotation of a GenBank genome assembly
AUGCCACCGCUGUAUGAGAUGGACGAUUAUGACGUCUGCAUGACAGAAGCAGAGGGCACUUACUGUAUCGCGGACUUCGAUCUAUUCUCCAGAUCUCGGUCUCCUCUGAUGCAUUUAAUUCAGCAAUAUUCAGCAUACACAAAGAAGCAUUACAAUCACACACAAAUACACAGAGGUUUGUGUGUUACAAGGACGUGUAAAGACUAUUUAGAAAAUUUUAAUAAGACUAUGGCCCUGAACGCGACCCUUGGCCCAUGUCUAAACGAAACAAUAUGGAAAAACUAUGGGAUUGAAGCCAAAUUGUCAACAAUACAGUAUUGUAAAAGAAAAGAUGAUAAGAAAGUAAUCGGCUAUGGUACUUUCGCUAUUAUUGGCGUUUACGGUCUAGUGUUGUUAUUGAAUAUGAUUGGCACGUUCUACGAAACAAUUUUAUCUAAAGAUGAAAACAGAACAGGAAACAAAUAUUUACUAGCGUUCUCCUUAAAAAGAAAUUGGAAAAGAUUGGUUGCGCCCAGCGGAAAGGGUUCAGAUGAAAGACUGAACAAGCUUAAAGCACUCAAUGGUUUGAGAUCUAUGACGAUGGUGUGCAUUAUUUUCUCACACACAGCUCUCACUUUGGCGUUUACGUAUAUUGAAAAUCCUCUUUACUUUGAAAAGGCCUAUGACGAUCCAUUUAAGCAGAUCCUAUUCAAUGGUAUAUUGGUAACAAUGACCUUCUUUGUUAUGUCUGGUUUUCUACUCGUGUACAAUUUCUUAAUCCACGCCGAGAGCCAUGAGAUUACAUGGGUCGAUUUUCCCAAAGGAGUUUUAUUACGAUGGAUCAGAUUGACACCUACAUACGCUCUUCUCAUCGGCACUAUUGGUUGUAUCGUACCUUAUUUCGGAGACGGCCCCUUGUGGCAGCUUACUGUGACCAGUGAAUCCGACGCCUGUCGCAAUAAGUGGUGGACAAACAUACUUUACAUAAACAAUUACAUGUAUAGCGACAGCAAUUGUAUGCCGCAAUCUUGGUAUCUAGCUGCCGACACGCAGCUAUUCUGUUUUAGUCUUCUCGUGCUGGUAAUAGCCCGGACACCCCGCUCUCGUAAGAUAGCAACAUGGCUAAUGUUCCUCAUGUCUAUAGUCAUCACAGCAUCGAUCACAUACUACCAGAAACUAGAUGCUACUGUCAUUCAGACACCUGAAUCAUAUCGUAACCUCUACAGCAUGAACCCGACAUUCAAAGCUGUAUAUAUACCAGGUCACACAAACUUGUCCUCAUAUGUACUAGGUUUCAUUGCUGCCUUACUCACUUAUAAAUGGCAUAACGAGAAAAAAGAUUUCUCCAAAUAUAGGAGCUAUCUCUGGGCUUACUGGCUUGUAUUCCCGGCUGGUGUUCUUAUCAUUCUAUCCGGUGGAUUCUUCUACAUUGACGGUCUGGAGCCCUCGCAACUGUUCAAAACUAUAUACGCCACUUUCUACAAAAUCGUCUUCCAAAUCCUUGUCACUAUCAUCAUGGUCGGAUGUUUCUUUAAAUAUGACAAUGUGUACCGUGUUAUUUGUGAAUGGCGUGGAUUUACAUGGAUGGGAAGGAUUUCAUAUAGUGCCUUUCUUGUACACACCUUGUUCCAGCGAUGUCUACUGGGAAUACAGAUGAAGCCUAUAUACGUCUCCGACUUUUAUGUGUCGGUGUUGCUACAUUCAUCGAUUUUCACAUCGUACCUACUCGGAGUGUCACUUUACCUAUUCGUGGAGUCUCCAGUAGCGGGACUUGUCAAGGCCAUACUAACCCCAACAAGACGUAAGACUGAACAGGAGAAUAAUAAGUAA